AUGGCUGGAAACACUGCAUAUCACCGCUUGCCUGAGGAUAACCGUCCAUCACUCGAUUCCACCGGAGAAGAUGAACGACUUCUCGAUCCGAGAGAUGACAACCGCGAUGACAAUCCAACAACUCCAAAGCAGAAACAGUUCAAAUACUGCUUUCACCCAACCCUAAUCUUCCGUUUCGUCUCUUUCGUCCUCUACCUCAGCGCAGCCAUCACAUUCCUGGUUUCCCACCGUUCUUCGGCUCUUCCCGCCAUUAUAUUCGGCUUUCUCGCCCUUGGAAGACAGGCUCUCGUAACCCUGCACCACCUCUUGACCCGAUUCAUCCGCGUGAGAAUUAGGAUCGAGCUUAGAGAAGGCCGGUCUUCAAUCAAUGCGAAGCCAAAGAAGAAGACACCUACUUGGCACCUCCCCGGAAUCAUUUCGGUGGCGAUCGAUUUGAUACUGGCGAUUGUGGUAAUUGCCACUACUGCCGCCGUCAAUCAUCAAUCCACGUGGUACUAUGGUGAUGUCUUGGGUGGGAAAAUUGUCGCUUUCAUUGCUGCUGCACUCCAUAUUAUCUCGGCCGCUGAUCUGGGCCAGCCAAGCAGACUCACCAUCUCUGGCAAGUUGACGUUUGACAAGAAGGACGAUGAUGACAAUGAGGAUGGCAAUCCCCCACAGCUACCGAUCUAUCGGGAUGUUGAAGCUACAGGCGCUGGCCAGGUUGGAGUUCAUAGCCGAAAGACUGGGGCUGAUUCUCCACCGGGUAUCAUCUAA
Cadophora gregata is the source of this 753-nucleotide messenger RNA. RefSeq lists its product as uncharacterized. The transcript has 2 exons. The coding region runs from base 1 to 753 and encodes 250 amino acids. The record is from RefSeq and is a predicted model, not a curated record. NCBI's taxonomy places the organism in Eukaryota, Fungi, Ascomycota, Leotiomycetes, Helotiales, Ploettnerulaceae.